Messenger RNA from Nymphalis io (European peacock), 2482 nucleotides. RefSeq lists its product as uncharacterized. Gene Ontology annotation, cellular component: cytoplasm. Gene Ontology annotation, molecular function: ubiquitin conjugating enzyme binding; ubiquitin protein ligase activity. Gene Ontology annotation, biological process: multicellular organism development; proteasome-mediated ubiquitin-dependent protein catabolic process. The coding region runs from base 166 to 1950 and encodes 594 amino acids. Lineage: Eukaryota; Metazoa; Arthropoda; Insecta; Lepidoptera; Nymphalidae. The record is from RefSeq and is a predicted model, not a curated record. The transcript has 7 exons.
CUGGCCCAGCCUAUGUAAUUUUGUAAUGUAGAAUUUACGAAUUGUCGAGUCGGCCAUUUGUAUCAGGCACAGCUGUGUUUCAAUAUAUUAUUAACACCGUGUUUUCUGUUCGUAGUUUAAUUGCGUUUAAUUUUAGUUUAUGCAUAAUAAAUAUAAAUUUAUAAAAUGGUAGAAAAGGCAGAGAUAAAGGCGGAAUCUCUGCUGAAUCUCGAUGACCUUUUACAAUGUCCCGUAUGUUACGAAAUACCUUCAGGUCAAAUAUUUCAAUGCAAUGAAGGACACCAUGUCUGCGGUCGAUGUAAGAUGCGCCUGGACGUAUGCCCUGUAUGCCGCGCGCUGUUUUUCGGCACACGCAACUAUGCAAUGGAAGAAUUAAUAGCCAAUUUUAGAAAACUACGUGCUUUUAAAUUAGGCAGCCACGCUACUGCAGGUACAGGCUCUUCAGAAAGCAGCACACCAGCUAAAGAAACAACCACAGGGGAAUGUGAAAAUGAUGCUAAUGAUGAAGAAGAAAAUAAUCCAACUGUUACAAAUGAGCCAGCUCAGAGACCACCACAAGCCUGCAAAGGCCUCUUUCGUUGUCUCUGUUGUAAAAAUGGCAAUGGAGAAAGAUUACCAAGUGCACGUUUACUUAAUCAUCUUCGUUAUUUUCAUGCUCCAGAUCUACUCGAGGGUCGGUCUGAAAAUGGAGAGUAUUUACAAGCAUGGCAAUUUUCAACUGUGCCUGGAAAGUUAGUGACAGCUGUCAGAGUGUCUGACAUGGGUAUAUUCUUUCUGACUAUUGAAAUUAAUAGUAACUCAGUGUACGCGUGGUUGACGAUGGCCGCAGCCCCCUGGGUAGCUCACGCGUUUAAUUAUACUGUUACCAUUUGUGGUAAUGACCGUGAAGCUAUAUUUUCAGAUUGUGUAUGGUCAGUAAGAUCCUGUGAAGGUUCUUUGAAAAAGCGUGGGAACUGUUUAGUGGUUAGAGAAAUGGACGCGAGAGCACUAACCGCGCCCGCCAUGAUCAGUGGAAAGCUGUCGGUGCGACGCACGCCGCCCGACCAGCUCGCCAAUCAGUCACAGCCGAGAGCCGUCUUAAGGAUCGCUAACCGGAGCAACAAUCAGAACAACUCAAACAACUUGGAACCUUUUCUCCAAGACUUACAGAACGACGUAGCGAGACUCUCCCGAGCGUUCGCAAUGCUCGGACAGGAGGCGAACGCCCUGGUACGUUCGGAAGCCGAAAUACGAGCUAGAAUCGAAAACUCAGCGGCAAUCAAUCCGGCCUCUUCCGGAGGUCGAACGGUGUCGUCUGAAGCCGAACCUCAGCCCACAGUUCAGAACGAUCAGAUAUUAAACGAGCAGGCUCUGUCGCGAAACGCACGCAGACGCAUUCGCCAGCGUCUGAGGGCAGCUCUGAAUGGGCCUAACCCCCUGGUUCCGCCGUCGGGACCGCUGAGUCACAAUGUACCCAUCCUGCCGGUACCGCCGUCGACACUGCAGCGACGUAACGGGCCCAUCCUGCCGAUGUCGACGCUGUCGCUGCAGAGACGCAACGGGCCCAUUCCGCCGGUGACGACGAUGGCACAACAGAGAAGCAACGAGCCCUUCCCUCCGGUGCUACCAAUGGCGCAGCAGCGGCGCAUUGGGCCCAUGCCACCGGUGCCGCCGCCGGCGCCGCAGAGACGCAACGGGCCUAUGCCGCCCGUGCCGCCACCAGCGCCGCAAGAGUCCCAGAGACACAACGGUUACUCUUCCGACGACACGUACUCCGUGUACACCGUGAUGCUGCAGGCCGCGCCCGCGCCCUCUGCGCCACCCCCUCAGCCUGUGGCAACGCCCGCUCAACCCGUGGCGCCGGCUACUCAGCCCGUGGCCCCGCCGUCCUCGUCCAGCGGGCCUUCGCAGCCGCAGCCGCCGCCCGGGAACGGCACCCGUAACAAGAAAAAGCGUCGCCAUCGCAGAUAAGCGAUAGUCGUUUUUAAUACUUAUAAUAAGUACAUAUUUGAGAAUCAUUAUGUAAUGUUAUUUGUUACUCUAUUUUAGAGUCUCAGACAUUUCCUCUGGGGUUUCCUACUGUGCAUGAACUGUUUUAAUUGUAAAUAUUUUAGUCUUUUGACAUUGCAAUCUUUGCAAGUGCUGUGAUAAAUAAUGCAUACUGAGUUUUGUGCAGUAUGCAUGAAAAUAAUACUUAAUUGUUUCAUUGUGCAUAAUGUCCCCAGAGUGAGUAUUUUAUUAUUUAGAAAGAUCCUAAUGAUAUUAAUGAAUUGUUAUAUUUCACAAAUGGUUAAUAAUUACAAGCAUUGUAUUAUUUUAACAAAUGACUCAUGAGGCAUCAUCAUCCUUAUUAAUAAAUAUUUUGACUAGUAGAAAUAAUAAUAAUUAUGAAUUUGCUUGUUUUUGGUCAUUGUAAUUGCAAAUUCGGAUGUAGAAUUAAACUGUUUAAUAAUGCGUUAAUCACUUCAUUAUAAAUAGUUAUAAUUUUAAUAUAAGUAAUUAC